AUGGCUCACAGUCCGCUCCCUCAAGAGAUCCUCCUUCUCUUGUGCGAGUGGCAAGCAUUGCCCUCGAACAACUAUACAGGUAGCAUUCAUGAAUCAUCCCCAGUGGUCGUGUCAGAGUCCUACGACAAGGUCAAACUGGCCAGACUCUGGAAGUCUAUUCUUCUAUCGAGCCUUGGCCAGACGGCAUUCCCCUACUGCACCUACAUCCAAUCUCUGUCAUUGGGCAGCUAUGGAUCUUUACUAGAGGACAUUUCGCGCGACACCACAAUUCGGCCUUGGCUGUUUGACCCUCAGGAAAACAUGGAGCAGUUCCUCGUACUCCGUGACAAUCAGAAACCCAAAAGGCCGACGAGGAAUCAAGCCAUGCCAUUCAUUGACUUCUCGAAAACGAUGAUCAAAUGCGGCGACUUUUUCACACAACGCAUCAAACAAAUGGCUGAUCAGUCCAAGACCUCGGUAGCGUUGGUUCACCUUGAAGGCAUCACGAUUCCAGAACAGAUCUUGUCGACCUGGCUUACCCGCCUGCCCUCGCUUGUCUCGCUCCAAUUGCAAGACGGCUCGGUCUUGACAGCGCAGGCUGCCAGUGCCAUAUACGAGCACUGUCCCAACUUUUCCGAGAUAAACUGCCUCUCCUGCGCUGGUGGCCAUGCAGACCAGGACAUGGCUAGCUUCCUUCGAGCCCUGCGACCAAAUACUCUGGAGCAAUUCGAAAUUAUUAGCAUGAAUCAUAUAGGGGAGCUAACCUUGACGGCUCUAAACGCCCAUUCUGACUCUUUGAAAACGUUGAAACUUGGUAGCCUGUCAUCAGAAGCAAUGAGAUGCCUCAACGUGCUGGCGGGCUGCACAACGCUUGAAAUCCUGCAGAUCGAGAACAGAAGAGACGACCCAGCUGACUUGAAGGUGUUGAGUGAAGAACUCUUGAAAGAGAUCACAACGUGGAUCCAGAAUUGCACAAAUCUCAGAGAGCUGAACCUCAGCAAUAUUAAAGAUGCCCUACCCAUCACCAAGGAGGUGCUCAGCAUGCCAUCUACAAGGCUGUCCACCUUGAGCCUUCAGGGAUUCAGCUCUCAUGGGGAACUAGACUCCGCUGCCUGGGAAGCCCUAGCUCGUCAAGAGACCUUGGAGAAUCUUACUAUAGGUGGGCUGCAUGAUACACCCGAUGGACUUGGACCGAUCAUCCACGAAAGUCCCCCCUUGACCCAGUCAAUCUGCAAACUGCGGAACCUCAAAACCCUCAACUUGACCAAAGCCAUUGUGCGGACCAUCGAUCUUCGCUUGAUUGUUACGGCAUUACCUGAGUUGACGGAGCUGAGUUUUGGUGGCGACUGGAUAGACGAUCAGAUCCUGGAUUCGCUCAGUGCUCUGCGGCACCUCAAAGUCCUGCUUAUCAACGCCUUCUCGGUCUUUACGUACGAUGGUCUCCAGGCUUUCGCUCGUCGUCUGGACCCAAAUCUACAUAAAGGUAUCAGCGUUGAUAUCCUCAAUCAAAUAGGCAACUGGAAAUUUAGUCCAGAGGACGAGGCCCGAUUAUCGAGUUACUUUAGUUCUACAUUGGAAGGAAAGAUCGAGAUCGCUGUGUUCCGAGACCCAGAUGAAGCCCAUGAGAGCGACUUUUCGGUCACUUCCGACUGA
This is a messenger RNA of Neoarthrinium moseri, 1632 nucleotides long. RefSeq lists its product as uncharacterized. Gene Ontology annotation, cellular component: SCF ubiquitin ligase complex. The transcript is spliced from 3 exons. Gene Ontology annotation, biological process: SCF-dependent proteasomal ubiquitin-dependent protein catabolic process. Bases 1 to 1632 code for a protein of 543 amino acids. The record is from RefSeq and is a predicted model, not a curated record. NCBI's taxonomy places the organism in Eukaryota, Fungi, Ascomycota, Sordariomycetes, Amphisphaeriales, Apiosporaceae.